Molecule: messenger RNA, 516 nt
Organism: Oikopleura dioica
Lineage: Eukaryota; Metazoa; Chordata; Appendicularia; Copelata; Oikopleuridae
Source: the annotation of a GenBank genome assembly
AUGCUUUUUCAAAACUGGGCCGUAUCCCAGUCUUCCUUUUUUCCCAGAAGGUUAGUUCUUCUUUCUUUUGGCGUCGGCCAUUUCAACCGGCGCUACUUCUUCAACUUCUGCCUCUGGACGACGUUCGGCUGCGGCUACUUCUCGCUGGUCGGCUAUUCCUAUCUUCGCUGGAUCACGCUGGCUCUCGGCGCCCUCACCGCCUAUCACGUGCUCCUGAUCUCCAGAGACCAGACCACGCUUCAGCGGAAUGCGCCUUGUUAUGACUCGACAACAACAGCAAUCCUUACGUUUCGCAAGCUCACUAUUUCAGUGAAUCCGUGGCUAGAAGCAGAACUGCCCGUGCAAAUGAAAGAAGAAGCUAUCCAACUGUUCCUGGAGUACAGUCUUCUCUCGGACACUGACUGUUGGGACGCACGACUGUUGGUUCAAAAUCACUCGAUGGCAAACGCCUUGAUCACCAAGCUCAAGAGCUCAAUCGCCGCUGACCACGCUCGUCGAGGAUAUCCACGCUUUUGA